Messenger RNA from Daphnia pulex (common water flea), 858 nucleotides. Its product is annotated as serine/threonine-protein phosphatase 6 regulatory ankyrin repeat subunit A-like. Lineage: Eukaryota; Metazoa; Arthropoda; Branchiopoda; Diplostraca; Daphniidae. The record is from RefSeq and is a predicted model, not a curated record. The coding region runs from base 1 to 858 and encodes 285 amino acids. The transcript has a single exon. Gene Ontology annotation, cellular component: endosome membrane; nucleus. Gene Ontology annotation, molecular function: small GTPase binding; NF-kappaB binding. Gene Ontology annotation, biological process: Golgi to lysosome transport; retrograde transport, endosome to Golgi.
AUGUUGCAUGUCCUCUUGACAUCACCAGAUGACUACAACAAACAAGACAAAGAAGGGAAAACGCCAUUGCAUUACGCAUGCAUAAAGGCUAGCCCGUGCAUUCUGCACAAACUCCUAGACAAAACGCAAGGAAACAUCAAAGACGUUUACGGUGACAUACCGUUAACAGUUGCCAUAAAGUAUAAUAACGAAAGAGCGGUAGAUAUGCUGUGGCAUAGCGUCCACUUCAACGCAUCAGCAAGAGACAAUCAACAAAAUACGCUACUCCACAUGGCCUGCCGCCACGAAAACUUAUCACUUCUAAAAAUAAUUUUUUCCCGCACAACAGACUUCAAUGCAAGAAAUGUGUAUGACGAAACCCCUCUUCACAUUGCAUGCUCUGUCAACAAUCGAACGGCAAUUAGAAUGCUAAAAGAAAAAUAUGUAGACAGAAAUGCUCUAGAUGUGAAAGGACAGACGCCAUUAGUCAUAACGGCAAGUUUCAAUCACACGGAAGCAGCAAUGGAACUGUUCGACGACACAAACACGCCAGUCGAACCUAUUUUAUUAAAUGAUGACAUCAACGCAACAGAUGUAAUCAUCGUAAAUGGCGAACCUAUCAACAUAAGAACGUGUAUUCUACUAGACGCCACGGACGAAAAUGGAAACACAGCCCUGCACUACUGUUCUCUUUUUGGAAAUAAAGAACUGGCCAGUUUUCUCAUCCACAAAGGCGCAAGAAUAACGGUACUGAACUGCCAUCUGGAUACAAUUGCCCCAUAUACACAGAGGUAUAUGAACCCCAGCAGGAGAUGCCGUGGAAUGUACAAGAAUUGGAAACUGAACAAUUAUUUCCAGAUGGAGGACAAAGUGGCCUAG